AUGCCGUUCGACGACGACGACAACCCGCUGCAGGCCGCGGGGGCGCCCGCCGCCCAGCCCACCGCAGGGGGUGCCGCGCGUAACGCCGAGGACGAAGAUGGCAUGGAGGACGACGGACUGCCCGACUACAAGCUCUUCGCAGCCAUGUUCGAGAAGAGGGGCGUGUCCAGCAAGACGAUCCGCAAGGGCGAGAAGGACUUUGAGUCGCACGGCACACGUGCCCAGGAUGGCGCCCUCGAGGCCAGUCGACGCGCCAUGGAGGAGGUGCUCGGCUACACGCGCACGCACCGUUCAGAUGCGUGGAUACGGGCAUGGUACUUUCCUGACUGGUGGACCGUUGAUGCCACUGUCUCGACACCAUCGCCGCCGCCUGCGAGGAACGAAGUCGCCGGCCGGGAGCAGAGCCAGACGCAGCCCGACGCCUGGUUGUUGGACCGCGUCGUCGUCAUGGAGCACGAGAAGGGCAGCUGGAUGAAGGAUAUUGGCCGCACCGUCCCCGGAAGCAAAGACCAGCCUGGUGUCGGGCGUCUGUGGCUGCUUCCUGAAGAGGCGCUCUAUCUCGUCGAGCGCGGCACCGUGGACCUGUGGUGGCCGGAAAUGUCGCUACCGGAGCUGCUUCCCGCGGGUGAGAUGCCAUCACCGGGCUAUGGACAUGAUAACUACGACGUCGGGCUGCCGCUGAGCGUGGAGGCGGCAUACUCGCUGCUUAUCGGCUACGAGGGCGACAGGGGGAAGACGACGCUGGCGAAAUACCAGGUGUACACACAUCUCAAGCGCGCGGGCUUUCACAUUCUACGGGCGCCACCGGAUGGGGCAUCCACGGCUGAGGACGCGAAAGAAGUGCAGGACUCUCCGCCGCGGCAGAGUCUUUGGCAGUGGCUCUUCUCGUUUGUGCCGAGCUUCGAGCGAAGACCCAAGCGGGAUCCCAUGGGCCCGCUCGUCUCCCCAGGCUUGUAUCGCUCCUACGGUCCCAUCUACCAGCGCCUCGCGCUCCUCCCACGGCACAAGCCCACACCGCGACGACCGGCAUCAGACCACAGCGAGCCGAAGGAACCGUUCCGGGUACACUACCACGUGUGGAAGCCCGGCGGCGCGCCCUUCUCCAAGAAGAACCCGCCGCCGCCCGACUUCCGCAUCGCCGUCGCCGACACGGCCGAGUCCGGGGUGCCGACGCUUGAGGAGAUUGACGCGCUGCUGGGGUCCACGCCGUGGAGCCCGCCGCCGGAGGCGAUGCGCACGCCGGGCCGGCUGUACCAGCGGCUCAAGCACGGGUACCGCAACGUGCUGGUGGCAGUGGUGGACUGCGGACUGGUCAACUUCAUGAGGUUCGGCGAGGCGGCGUUUGGGGAGGAGAGGCUGUUUGAGCGGUUCGACGGCGCGGGCGGCAGGGGCGGCAAGAAGAGCGGACGGGGUGGAGGCGGCGGCAGAGGCCGAGGACGGGGGAGGGGAAGGGGGAGGGGGAGAGGCGGCCGUGGUGGCGGCUGA
Messenger RNA from Purpureocillium lilacinum, 1485 nucleotides. Its product is annotated as tRNA-splicing endonuclease subunit sen54. Gene Ontology annotation, cellular component: tRNA-intron endonuclease complex. Gene Ontology annotation, biological process: tRNA-type intron splice site recognition and cleavage. The record is from RefSeq and is a predicted model, not a curated record. NCBI's taxonomy places the organism in Eukaryota, Fungi, Ascomycota, Sordariomycetes, Hypocreales, Ophiocordycipitaceae.